AUGACAAUAGAUAAUAGGCUCUCUUUUGAUAACCACGUAUCAGUUAUCUGUAAGAAAAUAAAUAAUCAAUUUAACGUAAUGCUUACAUUUCGGAAACUUAUUAAUAAGGAGACGCUAUUGAAGCUUUAUAAAGCCUUUAUUUUGCCACAUUUUUACUACUGUUCUUCUGUGUGGCAUUUCUGUGGUGCGCACAAUGCCGACAAAGUGGAUAACCUAAAUAAGCGCAUUUUUAGGUUUAUACUACGGGACUACAGCUCUCCAUAUGGCAUUUUACUUAGCAAAGUUAACAUGAAAUCUCUAUUCAUAAGACGCCUCCAGAACUUCAUGAUCACAUCACAUAAUAUAAGAGUCUGUUCUUUACGAAUUAUCCAGGUUAUUUAA
Molecule: messenger RNA, 381 nt
Organism: Porites lobata
Lineage: Eukaryota; Metazoa; Cnidaria; Anthozoa; Scleractinia; Poritidae
Source: the annotation of a GenBank genome assembly